AUGGGGCUGCCACUAGCUCGCCUGGUGGCUGUGUGCCUAGUCCUGGCCUUAGCCAGGGGCUCGGAGCUCCAGAAAGAAGCCAUAUCCCGAAACCAUGUCUGCAGCACCUGGGGCAACUUCCACUACAAAACCUUUGAUGGCGAUGUCUUCCGAUUCCCUGGCCUCUGUGAUUACAACUUUGCCUCUGACUGCCGAGACUCCUACAAGGAAUUUGCUGUGCAUCUGAAGCGGGGCUCGGGCCAGGCUGGGGGUCACCCCCAGAUAGAGUCCAUCAUCAUUACCAUUAAGGAUGACAUCAUCUACCUCACCCACAAGCUGGCAGUGGUGAACGGGGCGAUGGUCAGCACCCCACACUACAGCUCCGGGCUCCUCAUUGAGAAGAACGAUGCUUACACCAAGGUCUACUCCCGUGCUGGUCUCUCCCUCAUGUGGAACCGUGAAGACGCACUCAUGCUAGAACUAGACAGCCGGUUCCAGAACCACACCUGUGGUCUCUGCGGGGACUUCAAUGGCAUACAGACCUAUUAUGAGUUCCUCAAAGAAGGCAUACACUACAAUGCCAUUGAAUUUGGGAACAUGCAGAAGAUCAACACGCCUGAGGAUGAGUGCCAGGACCCGGAGGUGGUGCAAGAGCCAGAGUCUUGCUCUGAGCAUCGAGCCGAGUGUGAGAGGCUGCUGACCUCCACAGCCUUCGAGGACUGCCAGGCCCGGGUGCCCGUGGAGUUGUAUGUGCGCGCCUGCAUGCAGGACCGUUGCGCGUGUCCUCAGGAUGGUGCCUGCGAGUGCAGCACCCUUGCCGAGUUCUCCCGCCAGUGCUCCCACGCAGGCGGCCGACCUGAGAACUGGAGGACUGCCUCACUCUGCCCCAAGAAAUGCCCUGGUAACAUGGUAUACCUGGAGAGCAGCUCGCCCUGCAUAGACACCUGCUCACAUCUGGAGGUCAGCAGUUUGUGUGAGGAACACUACAUGGAUGGCUGCUUCUGCCCAGAAGGCACUGUGUACGAUGACAUCACGGGCAAGGGCUGCAUCCCUGUGAGCCAGUGCCACUGCAAGCUGCAUGGGCACCUGCAUGGGCCAGGCCAGAAGAUUACCAAUAACUGUGAGACCUGUGUCUGCAAUGCUGGCCGCUGGGAGUGUAAAGAUAGGGAAUGCCCUCAGACCUGUGUCCUAGAAGGUGGCUCCCACAUCACCAGCUUUGAUGGAAAAAAGUUUACCUUUCACGGGGACUGCUACUAUGUCUUGACCAAGGGCCAGCACAAUGACUCCUAUGCCCUCCUGGGUGAGCUGGCCCCCUGCGGCUCCACAGACAAGCAGACCUGCCUGAAAACUGUCGUGCUACUGACUGACAACAAGAAGAACGUGGUGGCCUUUAAAUCAGGUGGCAGUGUGUUACUCAAUGACCUGGAGGUGACCCUGCCCCAUGUGGCAGCAAGCUUCUCCAUCUUUCAACCCUCUUCCUACUACAUUGUUGUGAACACGGUGUUCGGGCUGCGGCUACAGGUUCAACUGGUCCCAAUCAUGCAGCUUUUUGUGACUCUGAACCAGUCUGCCAAGGGACAGGUGCAGGGUCUCUGUGGAAACUUCAACGACCAGGAAAAUGAUGACUUCAUGACAUCUGGCGGGCUGGUGGAGGCCACGGGUGCUGGCUUCGCCAACACCUGGAAGGCCCAGUCAAGCUGCCAUGACAAGUUAGACUGGCUAGAUGACCCCUGUUCCCUGAACAUUGAGAGCGCCAACUAUGCGGAGCACUGGUGUUCCCUACUGAAGCGGUCAGAGACCCCUUUUGCCAGGUGCCACCUGACUGUGGACCCCACUGACUACUACAAGAGGUGCAAAUACGACACAUGCAACUGUCAGAACAAUGAGGACUGCAUGUGCGCAGCUCUAUCUUCCUAUGCCCACGCCUGUGCUGCCAAGGGGGUCAUGCUGUGGGGCUGGCGGGAGCGCGUCUGCAACAAAGAUGUGCACGCUUGCCCCAGCUCACAGAUCUUCCUGUACAACCUGACCACUUGCCAGCAGACCUGCCGCUCCCUCUCAGAGGGUGACGCUCACUGCCUUAAGGGAUUUGCCCCUGUGGAAGGCUGUGGCUGCCCUGACAAUACCUUCAUGGAUGAGAAAGGACGCUGUGUGCCCUUGGCUAAGUGCUCCUGCUACCACUACGGACUUUACCUGGAGGCAGGAGAUGUGAUCCUGAGGCAAGGGGCGCGCUGCAUUUGCCGGAACGGGAGGCUGCAAUGCACCCAGGUCAAAUUGCUUGGCCACACCUGUAACCACCCCAAAAUCCUUGUGGAUUGCAACAACUUGACUGCUCUGGCCACCCGGGAACCCCGCCCCACUAGCUGCCAGACACUGGUGGCUGGCUAUUACCAUACAGAAUGUGUCAGCGGCUGUGUGUGUCCCGAUGGGGAACUGGACGAUGGCCGUGGUGGCUGUGUGAAGGAGGAGAAGUGUCCUUGCAUCCACAACAAAGACCUAUACAAUCCUGGGGCCCAGAUCAAACUGGACUGUAACAACAUCUGUACUUGCCAGAAAGGACGCUGGGAGUGCACCCGCUAUGCAUGCCACAGCACCUGCUCCAUCUAUGGGAGUGGCCACUACAUCACCUUUGAUGGGAAACACUAUGACUUUGAUGGACACUGCUCCUAUGUGGCUGUCCAGGACUACUGUGGCCAGAACUCUACUGGCUCCUUCAGCAUUAUCACUGAGAAUGUCCCCUGCGGCACCACAGGCGUUACCUGCUCCAAGGCCAUAAAGAUAUUUAUAGGGGGGACAGAGCUGAAGCUGAUGGAUAAACACCGUGUGGUAAGGCAUUUGGGAAAUAGGCACCAUGUGCCCUACAUCACACGGAAAGUGGGCCUGUACCUGGUAGUGGAGGCCAGCCCUGGUAUUAUCGUUAUCUGGGACAAGAGGACCACCAUCUUCAUCAAGCUGGCUCCUUCUUACAAGGGCACUGUAUGCGGUCUGUGUGGGAACUUUGAUGACCAGACCAAGAAUGACUUCACCACUCGGGACCACAUGGUGGUGACCAGUGAGCUGGACUUUGGAAAUAGCUGGAAGGAAGCUUCCACAUGCCCAGAUGUGAACCACACCCCAGACCCCUGUGCCCUAAACCCACACCGUCGCUCCUGGGCAGAGAAGCAGUGCAGCAUUAUCAAGAGUCAUGUAUUCAAAGGGUGCCACAGCAAGGUGGACCCCACGGUCUUCUAUGAGGCCUGUGUGCAUGACUCCUGCUCCUGCGACACGGGUGGUGACUGUGAGUGUUUCUGCUCCGCUGUGGCCUCCUAUGCUCAAGAAUGCACCAAGGCAGAGGCCUGCGUGUUCUGGAGGAGGCCGGACCUAUGCCGUUGCUACCCUCGGUGCCCUGAGGACAAGCCCAUAUAUGAUGAAGACGGAAUGAGAUGUGUCACUGAGGACCAGUGUGGCUGCUAUAUUGAUGGCAUUCACUAUCCACCCAAUUCGUCAAUUCCCACUAAGGAUAUCUGCAAGUCUUGUAUGUGCACCAACACUUCAGAAAUCGUCUGCGGUCCAGAUGAAGGAAAGGUUGUUAACGAGACCCAGGAUGGUGUCUUCUGCUACUUUGAGAUCUGCGACUCCAAUGGGACAAUAGAACAACACUUGAAUAUUUGUGUCUCCUCCACGCCACCUCCAUCCACCCUGACAAGCUUCACCACAGUCUCUACCCCUAUUUCCAUCUCCACCACCACCACCACAACCACCGCCACUGCCACCACCAUUACCGCUACCGCCACUGCCACCAUCACGGGCACGAUAACUAGCACUGAAGUACCAUGCUGCUGGACUGAUUGGAUCAACAACAACCAUCCUAGUGAUGACAGUGAUGGUGGUGAGCAAGAGACCUUCGACAGCGUCUGUAGUGCUCCUGUGGACAUUGAGUGCAGGUCAGCCACAGAACCCACACUCAGUUGGCAGGAUCUGGAGCAGAAGGUACAUCAAGGUACGUCCACUCCAACAUCUACCACCACAGAGACACCAACACCAACCCCAACCACCAUAGCCACAACACCAACACCUAGUCAAGGUACCUCCACUCCAACAUCUACACCCACAGAGACACCCACCCCAACUAUGACUACUACAGUUCCUACAACCCCAACACCUACUACCACAGAAACCUCAACUCCAAUAUCUACAGCUCCAACAUCUUCUACUAGCCAAACUCCUUCCAAAUCUCCAACGAAACCAUCAACACCUGUGACCACUGUGUUCCCCUCUUCCCCACCCACGGAGUCCAUCAUCAUUCUUAGCACCCCUGCUACCACCAUAGUAACGUCUAGCACUGCAUCGUCACCUGGAACAUCACCAUCCAUCACUUCGUCAGCGGGCAGCACACCCUCUUCACUUCCAGGACCAACACCGGGACCCUCCACCACUACUUCCGGCACAUCUACUUCCUCAAGGACCACAACAGGACAAACUUCACCCACCACAAGACCACCCUCCACAUCCACCCCUACAUCCUUCACUGUGCCAGUAUCUACCACGGAAACCACACCAACUACUUUGGAGACCACCAGGACCUCUUCUUGGGGCACAAUCUCCUCAGCCUCCCCAAUCACCUCUCCCAUCACUGACUGGACCAGUGUUGGCACCUUGGUUACCUGCUGUGUUUUGGAUGACAUGUACUAUGGCCCAGGUGAACUGAUCUACAACAAUACCUAUGGGAACACUUGUUAUUAUGUGAACUGCUCUGUGGAGUGCAAACUCCAAAUCUUCAAAUGGCCCUGUCCAUCUACUCCCUCAACUUCUACACCAUCAACACCAACAUCCUCCCCGACGACCACACCCUCCACACCAUCUACCACAUCUUCAAAGUCUACACCCUCCACACCAUCAUCUACCACAUCUUCAAAGUCCACACUCUCCACAUCAUCCAAGUCAACAACCACAACCUCCACCCCUGGGUGGUGCCUUGACUUUGAUCCUCCUAGACAGGAGAAUGAGACCUGGUGGCUAUGUAACUGUACCAUGGCCAUUUGCAAGCAUGACAACGUAGUGGAGCUUGUGGAGCGGAAGUGCGAACCCCCGCCCAUGCCUACCUGCUCCAAUGGCCUGAAGCCUGUGCGUGUCAUCGACCCUGAUGGCUGCUGCUGGCACUGGGAGUGUGACUGCUACUGCACCGGCUGGGGGGACCCGCACUUUGUCACCUUCGAUGGGCUCUACUACAGUUACCAGGGUAACUGCUCCUAUGUUCUAAUGGAGGAGAUUACCCCCACGGUGGACAACUUUGGGGUCUACAUUGACAACUACCAUUGUGAUGUCAGUGACGAGGUAUCCUGCCCCCGCACACUAAUUGUGCGUCACGAGACCCAGGAAGUGCAGAUCAGGACUCUGCAAUUGAUGCCCAUUGUGGUGCAGGUGCAGGUGAACAAGCAGGUAGUGGCUCUGCCCUACCAGAAGUUUGGGGUGCAGGUAUACGAAUCUGGCAUCAACUAUGUGGUGGACAUCCCCAGGCUGGAAGCUCAGAUCACCUACAACGGCCUGUCUUUCUCCAUCCGGCUGCCCUACCACCUCUUUGGCAACAACACGAAGGGCCAGUGUGGCACCUGCACCAACAGUACUGAAGAUGACUGCAUCCUGCCCAGCGGGGAGAUCAUCUCCGACUGUGAGGUUGCUGCUGACGAGUGGUUGGUGAACGACCCCUCCAAGCCACACUGUCCUCACAGCAGCUUCACCACCAAGCGCCCAGCCGUUACGACAGCAGGGUUCUUGCCACCGGAGAACUGCACUGUGUCUCCUAUCUGUGAGCUCAUCAAGAGCAGCCUGUUCUCCGAGUGUCACCCCUUCGUGCCUCCAAAGCACUACUAUGAAGCCUGCCUGUUUGAUAGCUGCUUUGUGCCUAACUCUGGUUUGGAGUGUGCCAGUGUACAGGCCUAUGCAGCCCUCUGUGCCAAGGAAGGCACCUGCGUUGACUGGCGGAACCAUACUCAGGGGGCCUGCUCUGUGAAGUGUCCAUCUCACAAGGAGUACAAGGCCUGUGGCCCUGCAGAAGAACCCACCUGCCAGUCCAGCGCCUCCCAGAAUUUCACAAUCUUGGUGGAAGGCUGCUUCUGUUCUGAAGGCACCACAAAGUUUUCCCCUGCCAUUGAUGUCUGUGUGAAGACUUGUGGCUGUGUGGGACCUGACAAUGUGCCCAGAGAGUUUGGAGAGCAUUUUGAGUUUGAUUGCCAGGACUGUGUUUGCCUGGAGGGUGGAAAGGGCAUUGUCUGCAAUCCAAAGAUAUGUGCUGGGGAGAACCAGACCACAUGCGAGGAGGAUGGCACUUACCUUGUCGAAGAAUUCGACCCAGAUAACAAGUGCUGCAACAAAACCACAUGUAAGUGUGACACCAAACUAUGCAGUGCGGAACGUCCCUCUUGCUCGCUGGGAUUCGAAGUCAAGAGCCACAGUGUGCCUGAAAUAUGCUGUCCAGUUUACUCCUGUGAACCCAAGGGUGUGUGUGUGCACGAGAAUGCUGAAUACCAGCCUGGGUCUCCAGUGUACUCCACCAAGUGCCAGGAAUGUGUAUGCACCGACUCCAUGGACAAUGCCACCCAGGUCAACUACAUCUCCUGUACUCAUGUGCCCUGCAACAUCUCCUGCAGCUCUGGCUUUGAGCCUGUGGAAGUCCCUGGGGAGUGCUGCAAGAAAUGUCAGCAGACCCACUGCAUCAUUGAGAGGCCAGACCAGCAGUAUAUCAUCCUGAAGCCCGGGGAGAUACAGAAAAACCCCAACGACCACUGUACCUUCUUCAGCUGCUUGAAAAUCAACAACCAGCUCAUUUCCUCUAUCUCCAACAUCACCUGCCCCGACUUCAACGCCGAUGAAUGUGUUCCGGGCUCCAUCACGUACAUGCCAAAUGGCUGCUGUAAGACCUGUAUUCCUAAAAACAACACCGCAGUCCCUUGCUCUCUCAUCCGUGUCAAGAAGGAGAUUUCCCACAAUGGCUGCUCCAAGAAUGUCUCCAUGAACUACUGUUCGGGCUCCUGUGGGACUUUCGCCAUGUACUCUGCCCAGGUCCAGGAUCUGGAUCACAGGUGCUCUUGCUGCAAGGAGGAGAGGACCAGCGAGCGCCAGGUGACCCUGGAAUGUCCAGAUGGCAGUGAGCUGAGCCACACCUACACGCACAUUGAGAGCUGUCUCUGCCAGGACACCGUCUGUGCGCUCCCCCAGGCCCAGCAAGUCCGCGUCAGGCGGUCCAGUCCCCGACUUCUGGGAAGGAAGUGA
This is a messenger RNA of Microtus ochrogaster (prairie vole), 7224 nucleotides long. RefSeq names its product mucin 2, oligomeric mucus/gel-forming (gene Muc2). The transcript has 50 exons. Gene Ontology annotation, molecular function: protein binding. The record is from RefSeq and is a predicted model, not a curated record. Bases 1 to 7224 code for a protein of 2407 amino acids. Gene Ontology annotation, cellular component: extracellular matrix. Lineage: Eukaryota; Metazoa; Chordata; Mammalia; Rodentia; Cricetidae.